AUGUCACCAAGAAGGACAAGGCACCGAAGUCAUGUCCAAAGGCAUAAAAUAGAUUUGAAGAAAGAUGCUGGAGAAGCCCAAUGGAGUGCUCAGAAUAAGGUUGAGAGAACUCUUAAGAAGAUGACCUCUACCCCAUUUGUAUGGGCUCUGCGUCUGGAAGAUCCUCCGAGCAAAUUCUCCCCUCCAACAUUUGUCAUAUACGAUGGAAAGACGGAUCAUGUGGCACACAUAUCCGCGUACUCACGCAAGAUGGCUUUGUGGACAAAUCGAGACGGACUUAUGUGUAAAAUGUUCCCAUCAAGCUUGGGGACCACAGUAAUAAAGUGGUUCCAUCAGCUUCCAGAAAACUCAGUUUCAUCUUGGAAGGAGUUGGCACAGAUCUUUGUGGCAAGGUUCAUAGCGAACAGUAGAGAUCCGACAACUUUGGAUACUCUGUUUGCCUUGCACCUGAGGAAGGGAGAAUCUCUCAGAACCUAUGCAUCUAGGUACUCAAAUACUUAUGCAGAUAUUGAAGAUUGUGAUGUGAAGACUGCUGUGACUACCUUCAAAUUGGGGCUGCCACGGGAUCAUAAAUUAUGGGAGACCUUGACUAUGGCACCACCAAGGAAUAUGAGUGCAUUACAAGAUAGGAUAAAGCAGUAUGUCAAGCUUAAGGAAGAUAAGCAGGAGGAUCAUCAAUUAGCCUACCCUCAGGAAGGAGUCCAGAGAAAUGAUAACAUAAAACCUGACAAAAACGGACGAGAAAAUGAGUCAUCCAAGGCUGCAAAGCCUGAUUCAUAUGAAGCUGGCAAAAAUGUUCAUGGAACUUGGAAUAUCUCCAGGGAAUUCUAA
Molecule: messenger RNA, 831 nt
Organism: Tripterygium wilfordii
Lineage: Eukaryota; Viridiplantae; Streptophyta; Magnoliopsida; Celastrales; Celastraceae
Exons: 1
Coding region: 1-831 (276 amino acids)
Source: RefSeq, a predicted model, not a curated record